Molecule: messenger RNA, 2521 nt
Organism: Solanum verrucosum
Lineage: Eukaryota; Viridiplantae; Streptophyta; Magnoliopsida; Solanales; Solanaceae
Product: cell division cycle protein 27 homolog B
Exons: 16
Coding region: 61-2313 (750 amino acids)
Biological process (GO): cell division
Molecular function (GO): protein binding
Source: RefSeq, a predicted model, not a curated record
CUCUCUCUCUCUCUCUCCCUCUCUAACCUCGUCUCUCUUUGAAUUCGAGUUCAAGCAUCAAUGGAAACCCUACUAGCUGAAUCUGUGCAAAACAGCCUUGGCCAAUUUAUGUACCACAACGCCAUUUUCAUGUGUGAACGACUCUGUGCCGAGUUCCCCACUGAGACAAAUAUGCAGCUUUUAGCUGGCUGCUACCUGCACAACCAACAGGCUUAUGCUGCAUAUCAUCUUCUCAAGGGGACAAGUAUGGCUCAAUCCCGCUACUUGUUUGCACUAUCAUGCUUUCAGAUGGAUCUUCUCACUGAAGCUGAGACAGCACUUUGCCCUCCUAAUGAGCCAACUGCAGAGGUUCCAAAUGGUGCAGCUGGGCAUUACCUUCUUGGUCUUAUUUACAGGUAUACAGAUAGAAGAAAUAGUUCCAUCCAGCAUUUCAAUCAGGCAUUGUUAUUGGAUCCAUUGCUAUGGGCUGCAUAUGAGGAGUUGUGUAUACUAGGUGCUGCAGAAGAAGCAGCUGCAGUUUUUGGGGAAGCAUCUUUGCUUUGCAUUCAGAAACAACACAUAGACCAAGGGAACCAAUCUCAAAAUUUACAAGCAUCCACUGAUGAUCAGAAUGUAGCUUCUACGAAUAUUGUCUCAGGCGACAUCAGCCCUAGGCAAUCAAAACAUACACACAGCAAUAAUCUUCGAGAAAUGUCUGGAAAUUAUAAUGGAGCAGCUGCUAUCCAGAAUUUAGGUGGGGUUUCUACUAACAUGUCAUUCUACAACACUCCCUCACCAAUGGCAUCACAGUUGUCAGGAGUGGUUCCACCUCCAGUUUGUAGAAAUUUUCAGCAAAAUGGAACUAAUGCAUCUGUGGCUGGUGCUGAUAAUUCUCCACGAGCAACUGUCAAUUCAACCAUUCAGGCCCCUCGGAGAAAGUUUGUUGAUGAGGGGAAGUUAAGAAAGAUAUCUGGGAGGUUAUUUUCUGAUUCUGGCCCUCGACGAAAUUCAAGGCUUGCUGGAGAAUCUACUGGAAACACAAAUUCAAAUGUAUCUGGUGCUUCUGGAAAUGGAACAAUUCAUUCUUCCAAAUAUUAUGGUAGUUCGAAGCUGAGCUCAAUGACUUUACGUUCCAUGACAAGUCGAAAGGCACAAUCUUGGGCUACCGAAAACUAUGGUGAAGGGACUCGCAAUGACAUUUCUAAUGAUUCUCGGCUAAAUAUGACUAUGUCACACCCUUCUGGAGAUGCUAGACCUCUUGAACAAGAAGGGCCCGGAACUUCUGCUUCUGGGGUUAAUGUAAGCAGCACAUCUAUCCUCUCAGGUGCUUCAGAGAUAUUGGCCCUUUUCAGGAUUCUUGGGGAAGGCUAUAGACUUUCUUGUUUAUAUAGAUGUCAGGAUGCACUGGAUGUUUAUAACAAACUCCCACACAAACAUUAUCACACUGGAUGGGUUCUUUCUCAGAUUGGAAGAGCAUACUUCGAAAUGGUUGAUUACCUAGAAGCAGAUCAUGCAUUUGGCCUUGCUCGUCUGGCCUCACCUUAUAGUUUAGAAGGAAUGGACGUGUACUCGACAGUGUUGUUUCAUCUCAAGGAGGACAUGAAGUUGAGCUAUCUGGCGCAGGUGCUGGUAUCAACUGAUAGAUUAGCUCCUCAAUCUUGGUGUGCUAUGGGGAAUUGCUAUAGUUUACAGAAAGACCAUGAAACUGCUCUUAAAAAUUUUCAACGAGCUGUACAACUAAAUCCUAGAUUUGCAUACGGGCACACGCUUUGUGGUCAUGAAUAUGUUGCUUUAGAAGAUUUUGAAAAUGCUAUUAAGUGCUAUCAGAGUGCACUUCGUGUGGAUGCCAGGCAUUACAAUGCCUGGUAUGGGCUUGGAAUGAUCUAUCUCCGACAGGAGAAGUUUGAAUUUUCAGAGCAUCACUUUCGAAUGGCUUUGGGUAUAAAUCCACAGUCUUCUGUUAUCAUGUCAUAUCUUGGCACUGCAUUACACGCUCUGAAGAAAAAUGAAGAGGCAUUGGAAGUGAUGGAGCUGGCUAUUGUAGCAGACAAGAAAAACCCUCUUCCAAUGUAUCAGAAGGCUAACAUCCUUGUGAGCACGGAAAGUUUUGAUGCCGCUUUAGAAGUCUUAGAGGAACUUAAAGAGCAUGCUCCUCGUGAGAGCAGUGUCUAUGCUUUGAUGGGUCGGAUAUACAAGAGGCGUAAUAUGUACGACAAAGCCAUGCUUCAUUUUGGAGUGGCAUUAGAUUUAAAACCAUCUGCAACUGAUGUUGCUACCAUUAAGGCUGCCAUUGAAAAGCUGCAUGUACCAGAUGAGAUGGAAGAUGAAUUAUAACAUAUCUGAAUGAACUGGAAACAUGAGAAGAUCAGGCUGUAAAUUAUCCAGCUCAAAAUAUACAACUACUUGAAGUUCUUGCAUCCUUUUCCUUUCGAGAAAGCUCCAUGUACAAACAAGUCACUGAGAAAACAUGUUCUUUUCAUGAAAAUCUUUUGCAGCUCCGAAAGGAUUUCAUGGUUUGUUCGUCUCACACUUGAGAGGACAU